Messenger RNA from Fragaria vesca subsp. vesca, 1485 nucleotides. RefSeq names its product xyloglucan galactosyltransferase KATAMARI1-like. Bases 1 to 1485 code for a protein of 494 amino acids. Gene Ontology annotation, molecular function: glycosyltransferase activity. NCBI's taxonomy places the organism in Eukaryota, Viridiplantae, Streptophyta, Magnoliopsida, Rosales, Rosaceae. The record is from RefSeq and is a predicted model, not a curated record. The transcript has a single exon.
AUGGGAAAAUCAUUAGCUGGAAAGGGUUCUCCAGAAGUCUGGUUUGGCAUUCUCAUCUCUUUUGUUUUAUGCUUUGUACUGCUUCCCUUUGAUUAUCCAUGUACUUUUUUUGGGGUAGACUAUGGUGUUAAUCGCUUUGAAAAGAAACAAACUCACCCAACUGGUAUAAAGAACCAGUCGAUUUCUGUUAUCAAUCAAUCUACCAUAGAUUCAUGCUCUGGUCGUUACAUUUAUAUACAUGAUGAUCUUCCUGCUAAAUUCAACUAUGAUCUGACCAAUAAUUGUGAGUCUCUUACUCAAGGGAGUAACAUGCGCAAUAUGUGUCCUUACAUAAAGAAUUUCGGUUUUGGUCCUGAAAUUAACAGCUCUGAAGGGGUUUUAACCAACAAGAGAUGGUUCUCCACUAACCAGUUCUCAUUAGAGCUCAUAUUUCACAGCAAAAUGAAGCAGUAUGAGUGCUUGACAAACAACUCCGCUCAGGCUUCAGCUAUUUAUAUACCAAUCUAUCCCGGCCUUGAGGACAGUAAACAUCUGUGGGAUCCUAACCUCACAGCCAGAGACGCUUUCGGUAAAGAUUUUGCUAAGUGGGUUUCAAGUAGAUCUGAAUGGAAGAAAAUGUGGGGAAGAGACCAUUUCUUUGUUUCAGGAAGGGUUGCUUUUGACUAUAGGAGGAAAACUGAAAACAUUACUGACUGGGGUAGUAAACUCAGGCUCCUGCCCGAGUCCUGGAACAUGACUAUGCUAGCAAUUGAAGGAAGCUCACUUACAAAUGAUAUUGCUAUACCAUACCCUACUGGCUUUCAUCCUGCACAUAACAUUGAGGUGUUUCUAUGGCAGAACAAAGUGAGGAGGCUAGAAAGGCCUUACUUGUUUACUUUUGUUGGUGGACCAAGGCCUGACCAGCCAAACUCUAUCCGGGGCAAACUUUUCGAUCAGUGUCAGGCUUCAAACUAUUGCAUAGGAUUAAAUUGCAAAUCAAGGGGGAUCAAUUGUGAAGAAACGGUUACUACUAUGAGGGUGUUUCAGAAAUCAGUAUACUGCUUGCAGCCUACUGGGGAUACAUACACCAGAAAAGCAGCUUUCGACUCGAUUCUGGCUGGUUGCAUUCCUGUUUUCUUUCAUCCGGCUAGCGCUUAUAACCAGUACUUAUGGUACUUGCCAAAGAAUUACACCAAGUAUUCUGUUUUUAUUCCAGUUAGGAGAGUAAGAGAUUUGGAAGACGGUGACAUUGAGAAAAUCUUGCUUGGAAUUUCAAAGGAUAGGAAAGUCGCGAUGAGAGAGCAAGUGAUAAGGCUAAUACCAAAGUUGGUGUAUGGAGAUCCAAGGUCAAGAUUAGAGACCAAGGAUGCAUUUGAUAUUGCUGUCAACAAAAUACUUGAGAGGAUAGAGAACGUAAGGAAGCUGAUUGGGGAAGGGCGGGAUCCUAGUAUUGGAUUUGCAGAGCAGGAUGGUAACAAGUUCAUGUUUCCAAAGGAGCUAGAAUAA